Penicillium diatomitis is the source of this 357-nucleotide messenger RNA. RefSeq lists its product as uncharacterized. The coding region runs from base 1 to 357 and encodes 118 amino acids. The record is from RefSeq and is a predicted model, not a curated record. Lineage: Eukaryota; Fungi; Ascomycota; Eurotiomycetes; Eurotiales; Aspergillaceae. The transcript has a single exon.
AUGCCCGCUAUUGGGGAAUCUUUUGUCCCUUUUCCAAGUGCUGCAGAUGAGCCUGGUGCUGCAGAUGAGCCUGGUGCCGCUUUCAACGAGCCUGGUGCUGCUUUCAACGAGCCUGGUGCUGCUUUCAACGAGCCUGGUGCUGCGGAUGAGCCUGGUGCCGCUUUCAACGAGCCUGGUGCUGCUUUCGACGAGCCUGGUGCUGCUGAGGAUUCCACCGAUAGAUUGCAUCCGACGAAGGUCUGCCUUGAGGAUGUAGCUCUUUACCAGCACUGGAAAAGCAUGUCCUCAAAGAGGAGAGCUAAACGAACACGAGCUCUUGUUGCAAGGGUCUCCCGAUUCCAGGGAAAGAUGGCUUAG